Molecule: messenger RNA, 1698 nt
Organism: Ilyonectria robusta
Lineage: Eukaryota; Fungi; Ascomycota; Sordariomycetes; Hypocreales; Nectriaceae
Product: putative amino acid transporter
Exons: 7
Coding region: 8-1546 (512 amino acids)
Biological process (GO): transmembrane transport
Cellular component (GO): membrane
Molecular function (GO): transmembrane transporter activity
Source: RefSeq, a predicted model, not a curated record
GGAGUCCAUGUUGGACACGUCCGGCAAUGCCGACGUGGCCGUCGGCACCUCGCGUGAUAUCCACGACCUCGAGGUCCUGGGAUAUAAGGCUGAGAUGCAGCGGAACCGCACCAUGUUUACACUUCUUUUCCAGUCUCUAGCUAUCGCUGCCAUACCCUAUGGCUUUGGCUCACCCCUCAUCACGGCCAUUUACGGAGGAGGCCAGCUUCCCAUGUUUGUUGGAUGGGUUGUUGUAUGCGUAUUGGCCGAGUGCGUCGCCCUCUCUCUAGCAGAGCUUGCGUCCCGGUAUCCCACAUCAGCCGGGCCGUACUACUGGGCGUACCAACUAGCAAAUCCCAAGACACGAACCGCCUUUUCCUUCCUCACCGGCUGGGUAUGGCUGAUCGGAAACUGGACCAUUACUCUCUCCGUCAACUUCGGAAUGGCCUCAUUGAUUGCCGCCACAGUGGCACUGUACCACCCGGAGUUUACCAUGACAUCGUGGCAGUUGUUGCUGAUAUUCUACGCCAUGUGCGUGUUGACAUUUUUCAUCGUCGCGUAUGGCAACUCGGUCCUACCAGUUGUGGACACGCUUUGCGCCGCAUUCACUCUUUUGGCCAUCAUUGCCACGAUGAUCAGCAUGUCAGUCAAGGCGGAUGUUGGUCGCCACUCAGCCAAGGAUACACUGGGCUUCUACGACACGACCUUGUCCGGAUGGGGCAGCUUUUCAUUCUUCAUUGGCAUCUUGCCCGGUGCCUACACAUUCUCUGCCAUUGGCAUGAUCUCGUCCAUGGCCGAAGAAUGCGGUGACGCAACCGUACGACUGCCAAAAGCACUAUCCCUCUGCGUCCCCAUCGGCGGCCUGGCCGGCCUAUUCUUUAUUAUUCCGAUGUGCGCUACCCUUCCCGACUUGACCGAGAUCAUCGAGAACUCGCCCGUGAGCCAAGCUUUGCCAUACAUCUACGGACAAGUCAUGGGCACACCCGGAGGCGGUCUAGCUCUUACAUUCCUGGUCAUCGUCAUCACCGUAUUCUGUUCCAUCUCCAUCACAGUCGCAGCUUCGCGAUGCACGUGGGCUUUCGCCCGCGAUCAGGCAAUCCCAUGGUCGAGCCUUUGGUCCAGAAUCGACGAGCGUCACGGCGUGCCCAUUUGGGCGUUAACCCUCACGACCAUUGUCCAGAUGCUUCUUGGACUUAUCAACCUCGGCUCGUCGUCCGCCUUCCUCGCGUUCGUCUCUGUGGGUGUCAUGGCGCUGGCUGCCUCAUACGGUAUCCCAAUCGCCCUCUCGGUCUACUACAGUCGCCGCGAGGUCGCUAGUGCUCGGUGGAAAAUGCCAAACGGACUAGGCUGGGUCGUGAAUUUUAUCGCACUCGCCUGGAUUGUGUUUGAGAUCAUUCUCUUCAGUAUGCCAUCGGUGCUGCCGGUCACCGCCGUUGGUAUGAACUACGCCAGUGUCGUUCUGGUUGGGUUUCUCUUCUUGAGCGGUGUAUGGUACGUGAUACACGCGAGAAAAGUGUUCAAAGGGCCGCCAGAAUCUGCCGGACUGCAAGUAGAUGAUUCGGCUUGAGUUCAACAAUCCUUAGUUAUGUUGUUCAACCAGAGACACCGGGCAUUUGUUUCAAUAUAGCCUGGCCGCUGAGAUCAAUAGGUCACAACGAUCAGCUGGGGCAGGGAUUUCAGCUCGUAGCAAGUCGGCUGCCUCUAAUUUAUAGAUAAUAG